This is a messenger RNA of Lonchura striata (white-rumped munia), 1346 nucleotides long. NCBI's taxonomy places the organism in Eukaryota, Metazoa, Chordata, Aves, Passeriformes, Estrildidae. The record is from RefSeq and is a predicted model, not a curated record.
AUGGAGCCCCCCCCGGAGCGCGGUGAGGCGGGACCCCCCCCCGGUGAGGCCGAGCCCCCCCCGGGGCCGCUGGAGCUGCGGCUGCGGACGGUGGAGCGGGAGCUGGCGCUGGUCAAGGCGGCGCUGGGGGAGACCCUGCGCAGUUACGGGUACCGGGGCCGGGACUCGCGCUCCAACCUGCACGUGCUGGGCUCGGGGGAGCUCGUCUACUUCAUCGCCUGCGUGGUGGUGCUGCUGCAGCUGCCGGCGCGGCGCCAGCGCCACUACCUGCGCCACAGCGACUGCGUGCGCUGCCUGGCCGUGCACCCCGACCGGCUCCGCGUGGCCACCGGGCAGGCGGCCGGAGUGGACAAGGACGGCAAGCCCCUGCAGCCCAUCGUGCACAUCUGGGACUCGGCCACGCUCCAGACCCUGCAGCAGAUCGGCCUCGGCUCCUUCGAGCGCGGCGUGGGCUCGCUGGCCUUCUCCACGGCUGACCAGGGCGCGUUCCUGUGCGUGGUCGAUGACUCCAACGAGCACAUGAUGUCGGUGUGGGACUGCGCCCGCGGGAUCUGGAGCUGGAGCGGUGGCGCGCUCACCAAGAAACACGGCAUCUUCAGGAAGUACAAGAAGCCCAAGUUCAUCCAGUGCUUCAUCUUCGACGCCGCCGGGGCGCUGCUGACCGGGGACUCGGAGGGGAACAUCCUCACCUGGACCCGCACCCCGGGCAAGGGGGGCAAAGAGAUGUACCAGAUCGGGCAGCAGACGCGGGCCCACGAGGGCAGCGUGUUCGCGCUCUGCCGCCGCCGCGACGGGACCGUGCUCAGCGGGGGCGGGAAGGACCGCAGGGUGCUCAGCUGGAGCCCCACGCUGGAGCUGCUGCACGAGGUCGAGGUGGGGGACGUGGCCGGGGGCUGCAAAUUGCUGCGGAACCGCUUCGAGAGCCGGGACCGGGAAUGGGCCUCCUACACCUGCGUGCUGGGCUUCCACGUCUUCGGGGUGUGGCCGGACGGCUCGGACGGCACCGACAUCAACUCGCUGUGCCGCUCGCACCACGAGCGCGUGGUGGCCGUGGCCGACGACUUCUGCAAGGUUCACCUGUUCCAGUACCCCUGUGCCCGGGCCAAGGCUCCCAGUCACGUGUACGGCGGGCACGGCAGCCACGUGACCAACGUGCGCUUCACGCACGACGACGGACACCUGGUGUCGCUGGGCGGGAAGGACACCAGCGUCUUCCAGUGGCGGGUGCUGCCCGGGGACAGCGCCUGAGCCCCGCGCCUUCCUCCUCCUCCUCCUCCUCGCUGCUUCCUCUUCCCCCUUUCCCCCCUUCCUGGGACCAAAGAGCGGCUCGGGGUUUGGUGGAAAGC